AUGUCGACCAAACUCACCCACACCAAGGUCAACCAUGCCGCCGGCAUCUUCGCCGAUAUCUCGGUCGAUGGCCCUAUCAUUGGUACCCUGGUUGCGAUCAUUGAUCGCGCCAAGAACCUUCCAAACCGCAAGACGAUGGGAAAGCAGAACCCUUACUGUGCAGCACGAUUGGGCAAGGAAGCAAAGAAAACACAAACAGACCUGCGGGGAGGACAGACCCCUCGAUGGGACUCGGAGCUCCGAUUCACCGUACACGAAUCCCCAGAUUACUUCAAAUUGAAGGUCUCGGUAUUCAAUGACGACAAGAAGACCGACAUGAUUGGUGAGACCUGGAUCGACUUGCACAACUUGAUCAUUCCUGGUGGAAGCCAGAACGACCACUGGCACCCAUUGCAAUGCCGUGGAAAAUAUGCAGGAGAUAUUCGAAUUGAAAUGACUUAUUACGACACGCGAGAGCAAGAUGAAGCCGUGCUUGAACGCAGACAAGAAGCCGCGGACAGGGUCCAGGGUAAGAUCCCCAGCGCACCUAGCAGCACUGGAGUGUCUGGUCCUCGACAAUUGAAGGACGUCAAGCGUCGUCCCCUGCCCAGUGGCCCACCUGGAGCUCCAGCUCCAGCACGACCAGCGCCGCUUGAGCAGGCCCAUUCUGCGCCUCCACCUCUUCAGCACCCAGUUCCGUCCAGACCGGCAAUUCCUGAGCAUGCAAACUCCAUGCCUGUUCCUCCAGAGCCUCUAGCAUACGCCCCGAGGCUCGCGGAGCCUGCAUACGAGGAACCCAUGUAUCGUGCACCAUCUCCCGUGCCCCAGUCUCUGCCCCCGUCUCGGGGUGGAUACGACGGUGCUGAUACUUACACGCAGGAAUGGGAAGAGCAAGCCGUGGCGCCUCUCUCACGAAGAACCACUCAUGAAAUCCCAUAUCAUGCCCAGGAAUCCCUCGAGGACACGUAUGACUCGCGACCUCAGCAACCGCGGAGCCAGUCCGAUUAUGAUCAGCCACCCUCUCGGGACUACGGGUUAGCUAGGCAAGGGCCGGUGUAUGAGGCAGAUUCGCGGGGCAGAAUGUACAACCACGGACAUCAAGAUCACUAUGUUGAAGACCCUCGCUACAACCCAGAUCCUGCGGCUUAUGGGCCUGUGACACAUGCAUAUGAGCUGCCAGCUCAAGACUUCCCUAGGUCGGCUUCGUUUUCGGGCCCAGUGGAUGACCCUAGAUACCACCCGCACUCUGUUAGGCCUCUCCAAAUAACCGGCCGUCCUGAACACCACCCAGAAUACGCCACAAUGCAACCCCGAGUUGAGGAUGAAGAUGAGGAUGGGAUGAUGCCACCUCCACCACCACUUCACCGAUCUCGAGAGUCGCAUUCUCAGUUGCGCGCCCCGAGAACUUCCCCACAGUCUUACGUGCCUUAUAUCCCCAAGCAAACUCCUUCACGACCACCAGCAACCAACUUGCCAUCAUCUAUGUCUACGCCAUCCCACCUAAUGGGGCAUUCCCCGGCCGUGCCAGCAAGCUUGGUUGCUGGCUAUGAACCAGAAGAUGCAUCCGAGAGAGCAGCAUUUGAAAGGUCGACUCGGAGACGCAGUUCACACUGGGACGAUGAGAUGAUGCUGUCUGAGGUACCUGCACCGGUUCCUGUCUCAGCACCUGUUCUCUACGAAGCUCCUAUUCACCCUCUACAGACGUCUCCACGGCCCAUUGCUGAGAGACCAUCCUCCAGCAGAGGUGGAUCUGGAUCUGUGAGCCCUGAUAUGCGCGCAGUGACGAGGAAGUCCGUCAGUCCGCGACCUUCAUCUUCAGAUGGCCGUGGUAGUUCUUCAAUCCCUUUCUCACCCGACUCUUACAGCACCCUCAACCCUCAUACAUCUCGUCCCCCCAGCCGAGACCCUUCCCCAGGCUAUGACUCACCCUCCCACUCCAGAGAUUCUCUGGUGCGCGCUCAUAGCGAGCCUCCACGAGACGUGGAUCAGCCAAUUAUCGGGGACGAUGGACGUGAGAUUGAUCCGUCAGACCAUCUCCCCACCGAUACCUGGGCCCCCGAACCAGAAAGAAAGAACCGCAAACCCGAGGUCAUUAUCCGUUUCAAGCACUCGCCCCGCCCAACAUCAAGAGGAAACGAGUCUACCACCUCCCGCGCACCAGGGCCCCCUCGUGUAGGCUUCAAAACAGAGACCACAUACGACCGCUCACCGAAAAAGUACACACCAGCACACGUACACGCCAGCCCAGGAUCCAUGGUCCGCACUCCACCCCGCAUGGAUUACGCACAUGGACGCUCCGAUAGCUACACAGACAGCCGUGGCUACAGCACACCAACAUCAACCGAGCGUCCCCGCUCCUCUCGAGGUUCCGUCUCUCCAUCGCCUAGCGCUCGCUCACCACUCUACGACUACAACACAGGACCCCCAAUCCCUUCAAAGGUGCCAAUCACCCACGGCAGCCCAAGCUACCCUGUCAUGUCCGGGAAUCCUAACGGUAAUGUCCGCAUGGACGCCUUGAGCCGCGAACUAAGUACAAUCGAUAUCGGCUCGGCGGGUUGUAGUCCUGGUCGUGGAGCAAUCCGCAAAUACGUACCCAGGUCAUCAGCUUCUAUGGGCUACGCAAGCUAA
Molecule: messenger RNA, 2607 nt
Organism: Penicillium arizonense
Lineage: Eukaryota; Fungi; Ascomycota; Eurotiomycetes; Eurotiales; Aspergillaceae
Exons: 2
Coding region: 1-2607 (868 amino acids)
Source: RefSeq, a predicted model, not a curated record